This is a messenger RNA of Gadus macrocephalus (Pacific cod), 982 nucleotides long. Its product is annotated as methionine-R-sulfoxide reductase B1-A-like. The transcript is spliced from 4 exons. Lineage: Eukaryota; Metazoa; Chordata; Actinopteri; Gadiformes; Gadidae. The record is from RefSeq and is a predicted model, not a curated record. Gene Ontology annotation, molecular function: peptide-methionine (R)-S-oxide reductase activity.
UUUGCCAACCUCCAAAAAAACAAUACAAAAGAAGAAGAAAUUGUUUUGUAAUCAGAAAAAAAACAUCCCAUGAGUUAGUUUCAGUCGCACUGUACGCGAAGCAAUAUGUCUUUUUGCUCCUUUUUUGGAGGUGAGGUCUUCAAAGACAAUUUUGAACCAGGCAUUUACGCAUGUUCAAAGUGUGACCACAAGCUAUUCUCCAGCAGGUCCAAGUUCGAGCACUCGUCUCCAUGGCCUGCCUUCACAGAGACGGUCCAGGAGGACAGUGUGUCCAAGCACGUAGAGAGACCCGGCGCGUUCAAGGUUCUCUGUGGGAAGUGCGGAAACGGAUUGGGCCAUGAGUUUGUGAACGAUGGGCCUUCCAAGGGAAAGUCUCGCUUCUGAAUAUUCAGCAGCUCACUGAAAUUCAUCCCUAAAGAUAAGGUUGAUGGCCAGUAGAGUGAGCUGAGGAUGUAGAAAUUGCAUAGAGUGAUUCGGGCAACGUAUUGUGUCCUUCUGAUUGGCUGGAGGUGUGGCCAGAGGAUGACGUGUUCUGAGACAAAGCCUCAUUCUGAGACCUCCAGGACACCGAUGGCAACUGACCUCACCACAGAGCUAGGGACUUCCCAGGGCUUCAUUCACAAUGGAAACAUGCACCUCAUAUUUAAAUGCUGACGCACAGAUUGCAACAAGAUUAAAUAAUACAGUUGGAGAUUAUUUUUGUGUGUUUCCAAUUUCCCCAACUGGGUACGAUUUUAAAUCUAUUAAAGGAUCGCUUGAGCAUUGGUAUAACCAAGUUUUAUAAUUUUUUGAUGAUGAAAUUAAUGUAUGUUGUACAGUGUAUGCGAAACCGACCAUUCCAUAAUUAUUAGAAUAUUUUCUGAAUAUCCGAUAUUGACAUCACUUUCAUAUUGUCAAAAAUGAAUUGUUAUCAACAGAGGCCAUACAUGGUAUUAUGCAAGAAGUAAAUAUUCAAAUAAAGCAAUAAUUAUUUGUAACUAAA